Messenger RNA from Acytostelium subglobosum LB1, 183 nucleotides. RefSeq lists its product as hypothetical. NCBI's taxonomy places the organism in Eukaryota, Evosea, Eumycetozoa, Acytosteliales, Acytosteliaceae. The record is from RefSeq and is a predicted model, not a curated record. The transcript has a single exon. Bases 1 to 183 code for a protein of 60 amino acids.
AUGGUCGACUGCUCAGUGGUGGACCAGGCCGACGAUGAUUGUUCGGUCGUCGAGAAUCCUGUGCCGGUGGUCGACUGCUCAGUUGUAGACUGGGCGGUGGAGGACUGGGCGGUGGUGGACUGGGCAGUUAUGGUGUUGACAGUGGAGGACUGGGCGGUAGUGGACUGGGCUGUGGUAGACUGA